AUGAGCGCAAGCAAUCCUGGCUUUGCUCACCAGAGUUCAUCGCAUCCCAGUUUACAGGACGUGUCGACAAUGUCACUCCAACACUCUGCAGCCUUUGCACAGGUCCCUACCGCUCACAACCCCUUUUACGCUUCUUCUCACGCUUCAGCGUCUUCCUCUUCGCUUGCAGAUCAACUCAGCGAUCACGAAUCUUACUCGAGCUCCUUCGAGCCGCAAAGAGACGCCAGCUUCAGCACGACCUCCUCGAGCCGUUCAGGCCCAGGUCCUUCCUCUUCUUCUCAGGGCUUUCCUUGCCCCAACUGCGGCAAGGUCUUUGCACGCGAUGACUUGCUUCGCCGCCAUCUCGCAAGAGAAGCCAGAGCGCUUGCUCAGCCCUCCUUCGACCGACAAAAGAGCUGCUACGAGUGUGCCAGAUCCAAGGCAAGAUGCGAUCUCGAGGUCCCUUCCUGUGGUCGAUGCCGUGCCCGAGGAAAACAAUGCGUCUACGCCCCUCGAUCUGGUAAUCCUAACGUCCGCAAGGCAAGAACCGCUGCAGUUAUGUCUGCUAUGGAUGCUCAGAUGCACUCCAUGACGCCUCAGAUGCACCCUGCUAUCCCAUCAGGAGCAGCCAUGGGAUCCACCAUGCCCAACGCCAACUGGGCGAUGCAAACUCCCGCUUUCGACAUGUCCUCCAACUCUUUUAUGACUCUCAAUCCAGCCUACGUCAAGAGAGAAACAGAAUUCCACUAUGAUAGCCAAAGUGACAGCGAGCCUCAUUCAUGGCAUGAUCCAGCAUCCUCUGCUUCCGGCUCAGCUUUUGGGUCGCCUCGUUCGCAGCACAGCAUCGUGGAACAACCUGAAUCGGUGCCUCCCAACCUUGCCAGCUUCUCCAUCUCUGGUCAGCCAUACCCCUCCAUCGCUCCACCCAUCCGCACUGAGUCGCCUCACUCUUCCCACGACCUCACCCUCGACUCGGAUGCUGCUCCUGGUCCGCAGCACAUUAACUCGAGAAAGUCGAGCGGAUUCUCACGUACCAACACCGGACCUAUUGUGACCAAUAUCAACCGAUCCGACGUCACUUUUGCCAACGAGGAGGGCGAGGAAACGCCAAUCGUACGUCUCAACAACCACAACAUCAAUCACGCUCGAUCCGAUCCUUCUAAGUUGCAGGCUACCGUCAACAACCACUAUCUCGCAGCGCCCUCGAGCCGUCACAGGACUACCAGCCUCCCUGAAGUACCAGACAACACGAUACCGGAAGACAGCGUCAUGCAGGAGCCCUGGAAUGCUCGUACUGCCAUGAGCAACACCACUUUCCAGCCACAAAACGCUCGUCAAAUGCAACAGCAAGCUUCUGCUGCAACAGCCAAUGCGAUGAUGCCGCCCCCACGACCUCCUACACUGAUCACCUCCAAUUUGAACAACCGCAACGCAUGGCCCAACCCUUCGCCUCUGCGAUCCGGUGUCUUCCAGCACGGUAUCGACCUUUCCGGUUGGCUUGCAGAGCCAGUGGUGCCAUCUCCUCUUUACAGGAUGGGGCCUAGCUUGCACUCAGCCAUCAGCGGCAACUUUGCAGCCAUCUCGCACUCUCCUGUGGCUGAGAAACCUAUUUCGGCCAAGUUUGCAGCAUCACUCGCUCAGACUAUGGGUCUCUCGAACAAUCCAGGCUUCUUCCCAACAUUUCAGGAGCCAUCCACCCAAGGCGCAGGUAACUCGAAUUUGUCGAACAACGCAUCCAGUCAUCCGCUCAGUCGCUCUCUGUCCGAUGCUCAGACACGGCCCCAAUCAAGAUAUGACUGCAAUGGCCAGCUGGUCGUACCGGCUCCGCAGUUGCCCAACGCCAAGCAGUGGUGGAUUCAACCUGACCAGAACGGCGAGGUGACGGCCUCCAUCGCUCAGGCCAGUGCUGCCCACUUUGUCUCCUACCCUGCUUUGAUGGUUCUCACUGAUCCCACAGCUCCUAUCCCACCCUUCAUCCACCGCAAGUGGCUGCAAGAGAACCGCGCUAGAGUGCCUGAAUGUCUGGCUAGUGCUCGUUCCAUUCUUGCUGGAUACUACGUCCGUUUGCCCGCAAGUCAGAGCUUUGUCUGGAAGCUGAUCUCGGAACAAAUCAGACUACUUGUCUCUUCGCAAGCCGAACUUGGCAAGCGCGACUGCGAUGCAGUAGUCGUCUUUGGCACUGUCGCUUCCCUGUGGAUGUACCUCGUCCUCAUUGUCUUUACGGAUGAGCCAGCGAUUACGGACCAUGUCGAUGCUUCUCUUCUCGACCAGGCACUCUUGGUCUUAUCUGAGUUAUCUCAGAUGCUUCUGAACCAUACCGUCGCAGCAUGCAAGUCAGCUUCGGAAUUGACUUCACACAGUUACGCCAUGUUCGGAUGGAUUGAAACUAUGGUUCGAACCUUGUUUGCCUCCUACUCGCUUCUGAUCCUUCAGCGUUUUCGUGAAAACGCCGGAAACACAGGCGAGCGAUUGGCCGGUUGCUCACUUAUUCUCGACCUUCCCCUCCCUGCAGGCGCUAGCGAGUUCGAAGCGGAUAACGAAGCCGACUGGUUGCAAGCUCGUCAGGCCAACCAAAACGCUCUCAUCGAGGCAGGUAUACCGUUCAAACAACCCACUCUGCGUCAACUUGUUCAGUUUCGCAAGAAAUCUUUCGCAGCUGCUGUAUCACAGUCAGACGAAACAAAGGCUAAACUUGAACACCUGCCUUGGGCUUGCACUUUGUUCGAUAACGAGGACGAAUUUACAAAUGUCGUGCUUUCGGUUGCUUUCGCUCUUGAUGAUAUGCCUAUCUAA
Ustilago hordei is the source of this 2772-nucleotide messenger RNA. RefSeq lists its product as uncharacterized. The transcript has a single exon. NCBI's taxonomy places the organism in Eukaryota, Fungi, Basidiomycota, Ustilaginomycetes, Ustilaginales, Ustilaginaceae. The record is from RefSeq and is a predicted model, not a curated record. Bases 1 to 2772 code for a protein of 923 amino acids. Gene Ontology annotation, molecular function: zinc ion binding; DNA-binding transcription factor activity, RNA polymerase II-specific. Gene Ontology annotation, biological process: regulation of DNA-templated transcription.